AUGGUUCGCAUACUCUCAACGGAAUCUUCUUCUUCCUUCUACGUCCAGCUGUAUCAGAUUGUGGAUGAUCAUUCAUCGGAUCAGAUCAUCUCGUGGAGCAAAACAAACAACAACAGUUUCAUCGUUUGGGACAUGAAAAGGCUUCGCAGAGACAUCCUUCUGAAAUCAUUUUCUGGAGUAUUAUUGGGCAGAAACUUAACAGAGUUUGUCGCAAAACUUCGUUCUAAUGGCUUCAAAACUGUCGUAAAAGGUCCCCUGGGGAAUUGGAGUUCUCACAUGAUGAUUUCGCGAGAGGCCCUUUGA
Eruca vesicaria subsp. sativa (arugula) is the source of this 303-nucleotide messenger RNA. The record is from the annotation of a GenBank genome assembly. Lineage: Eukaryota; Viridiplantae; Streptophyta; Magnoliopsida; Brassicales; Brassicaceae.